Messenger RNA from Zea mays, 2570 nucleotides. Its product is annotated as casein kinase II subunit alpha-4, chloroplastic. Gene Ontology annotation, molecular function: ATP binding; protein serine/threonine kinase activity. Gene Ontology annotation, biological process: peptidyl-serine phosphorylation; peptidyl-threonine phosphorylation; regulation of cell cycle. Bases 1 to 753 code for a protein of 250 amino acids. The transcript has 4 exons. The record is from RefSeq and is a predicted model, not a curated record. Lineage: Eukaryota; Viridiplantae; Streptophyta; Magnoliopsida; Poales; Poaceae. Gene Ontology annotation, cellular component: cytosol; nucleus; protein kinase CK2 complex.
AUGGCGGUUGCGGACGCCGGCGGAGGUCUCCUGGCGCUGGUACCUGCUGCGGAGCGCCUCGAAGGUGAGCCGCGCGCGGUGGACGAGGCCUGCGCCUGCUUAGAGCUCGAGGUGGCGCGGCGGCGGCGUGGGCUCCGCCGCCGCCUCUAUCUCUUCCUACGCUUCCUUCUCUCCACCGCGGUCCCGCACCACGGGCACCACCACCGGCGCCACCGCCUCGCCCCGACGGCCUACGCUGCCGCCGCGGCAGCUGCGGCUGAGGCCCCGCUCCCCAUGACGUCGCGCUUCGGUCGGGCCACGCGGCAACUCGGUGGUGCCGCCUCGGUGGCGCGCGUCUACGCCGAUGCCAACGCCCAGCGCCCCAAGGAGUACUGGGACUACGAGUCGCUCGACAUCCAGUGGGGGAAGCAGGAUGGGUAUGAGGUGCUGCGGAAGGUGGGGAGGGGGAAGUACAGCGAGGUGUUCGAAGGGUUCUGGGCCAGGAGCGAUGAGAGAUGCGUCAUUAAGAUCCUGAAGCCCGUGAAUAAGAAGAAGAAGAUCAACUUUAUAAAGAGGGAAAUAAAGAUACUUUACAACUUAUAUGGAGGGCCUAACAUUGUAAAACUACUUGAUAUUGUCAGAGAUGAUGAAUCAAAGACACCUAGUCUGAUCUUUGAACAUGUCAACAACACUGACUUCAAAGUACUCUACCCUGCGUUAUCUGAUUAUGAUAUCAGAUACUAUAUUUUUGAAUUAUUGAAGGCAAGAAUCUGAACCUCGAAAGUGCUCAUAUCUCUUGCUUAUAUGGUCUUGUUCAUGGUUCAGCUAUUUCAUUUUUUGUUUCUUUUUCAUGAUAUACCUGUUUGAUUCUGAGGACCUUUGCAAUCAAUGUAAAAUUAAAUUCUAUUAUUUUUCUUGCAGGUCACUGACCUUAGAAAUUCUAUGAGUUCCAUUAGGCUGAUAAGUAUGCUUUGAUUUAUGUUAUUUUAGCUAAUAUAGUUUAUAAAUAUAAGGCAUAUCGUAACAGAGGUAAACCUCUUAAUGCCAUGCAACUUACUUGGUGUAACUUGUUAGCCCCUUUGAUCUUAUUGUGCACACAGAAAAAAGAUAACUAAUUUUAUGAAAUAGUUCCUUGCCUUUGUUUGCAAAAGUACUUUGGCCGAUAAGCUGGUGUUGACUAAUCAUUGUAUGUUGAUUAGUGAAUAUUAGAAUAUGGUACCUCUGCAUCUGUUUGGAGCUUUAGAUGCUCUCUAUUGAGUAUUGAGUCACUUAUGGAACAACAAUUGAACCUGCAGAAAAUAAUGCAGAUGACUUACAAUACCUUAUUUUCUUGAAUAUCACAGUUCGUAAAUUAUUAUUAGAUUAUGAUUAGUCAUUGACAUAUACUCCCUCUGUCCACAAAAGAAUGCAACUAUGACAUUUGUGCCCGUUUAAGUAGUUCAAAUUUGACCAAGUUUACAGUGAAUAGUAUUUACAUUUAUGUCUUCAAAUCAGUUUAUUAUGAAAGAUUGAAAGUAUAUUUCAUAUGAUCUAAUGAUAUUUAUUUUGUACCAUAAAUGUUAGUAUUUUUUCAUACGAUUAUGGUUAAACUUGAAAGCAUUUGGUUUCUCGAAAUGCGAAAAUUGCAUUAUUUUGUGGGUGGAGAGAGUAAUAUCAUUCCUGUAAACCAAAUUUAGAUAUGCAUGAUCAAGUCAAAUUCACAUGAUGGGCAGAAUUUGAACGACAAUAUAGAUGUUUAGAGUCUGGACAAAAAAACAAAUUGAUUCCUUUAUGUAUCUAGACAACCAUCGUAAAGACCAAACAGAUGCAUAGCAUGGUGCUAUGAUGUAUUUUUUUCAUGUUCAGUUUAUCAUGUGACCUAAUAUGGGCUAAUAAGUUCAGUUUUCUUGAGGAUAGCUAACUGUUUUACAGUUUUGCAACUUCAACGUUCAACCAUUUUAUUUCUGUCAGGCUGCAUUGGACUUGAUGGUCUUAACUUUUCCAGAUAUUUGUGUAGGCACUAGAUUACUGAUUACUGAUAGCGCAAGAACAGCUCGAUAUGGGAGUGUAAAGGUUGGGAGGAGGCAUGGACAUAGGCUGGAAAUGCCUUUGGAAUUAUUGAGAGCUUGGGGAGACACGGCCCAUGUGGUGAAGGGAAUAUGUGAAAGGCAGAUUGCUUACUCGUCGCUGGAGAGAGAGAUUUGUCUUGUUGGGGUUAAACAAAUCAUGUUACUUAUUGCAAUUAUCAUGUUAACAUACCAUCUUCUUUGGUCGUUUCUGGUGCUAGCAUACCUUCUGGUUAACAUAUCAUGUUACUUAUUGCAAUUAUCACUUGUCUUGCAGACAGGCAAUUGAAAAAGAGAAUUGAUCUUUUUUAUGGGUGAAGUGUUGAAGAUGGCUUUGGUGAAGGAAAUGUCUUGUUAGCAUCAAGUAAGUGGCGACAUCACAACCCCUACAAGCUUGUGCCUUAAAAUAAGAGGAUACAAGAAGUUGGAGUGCUUUUGUGAAGGCUUUUACGAAUCACUUAAAGCGUUAGUACUUUUGUGAAUGAUUUUGUAAAGUGUUUGCAAAUAUGUGCAAAACAUAAUAACAUGUGUAGGUUUUGUGAAUGA